AUGGUAUCCCGUCGAUCCCUCCGAAGUGCGGCUCGUAAUGCCCCAAACAUGAACCCAAUCACACCCACCAGAACGCGUCGAAAUCGCGUAGCAUCGUCGCCAGACACUAGUGAACUCGCGACUAUGCAUUUUACAGACGAAAUUUCGCCCCUCCAAUUUGUUCAGCCUAAAGGUCUGGGCCUCUACCCGAUGAGACCGAUGCACGAAGCAUGGGAGAGGGAUCCUGGAUUCGUAAACGCACUCCUUGAGUGCCCUGUUGACAUGGCUGACGUCUACGAGUACCUGGCAUACACAGAACUUUGGGACAGUAACAGAUGUGUCUGGCCAAUCCUGGAAGACGCGAGGACGCGCCAAGAAUACGUUUCUGCCUUCCAUACCAUCAUCUCCGAUAUCUUGAGACACUUCCAAUUGGACCGAAAGGAUAGCGGGUAUCGGACGGCCUGGAUUACGUCGUUUGAGCACCACAUCGAUAAAGAAGCGGUCGAAAUCAGGUUAAAUAAAGCGUCAAUGCGCGUUUCUGAUGUCGGGGCACAAGACAAAAGGCGACAUGACGAAGGAUUCUUCGGAAAGGACUCCUAUCCCAUCCCGAACAUCUGCGUGACAGGAACUGGCCCCUGCUUCCGUAGUGCAGACACCGCAUAUCAUUUCACUCCAAGCUACGAGCGUUCGUUCUAUUUCUGCGAAGUUCUCGAAAACCUGGCCUCCCCUCCCCUAUUCAUGCAAACCGAGCUUCUCGAGCCUUUUGCACGAUACAUCUUCUACACUCAGCCUAACCGUACUUUCUUCCGCCUCCUCACCCUAAGCCACAGUGGCCACUACCGACUUUUCCACUUCGACCGCAGUGGCGUGUUGCUUACACCAGAGACCCCACUCAACGUCCAAGGAAACCUCGAAAACGCGAUCGAUUUCGUCAGUGUAAUCCUCAGCCUGACGCCUCAAAACAAUACCGCAAGAACCUUAAAAGCAGCCGGCUUCGACGAGUACAUCUUCUGGAAAGACGAAAACAUCGUCUCUAAUCCUAUUCGUCAAGGCUACAUCAUCAUCUCGCAGAAAGAGAAAGAUAACGCCAGACGAGAAAUCCCCUUUAACCAACGCAUGCUUCCGCUCCUGUCCGACACUCCGGUGAGUAUCGAACCCGGCGUGGCUGGACGAGGUCUUGUUCGCUGGUUGGCCCAGGAUGAGGACAGGAACGCCACAGUAGUGGAGGACUGGUGGGCUGAGCCGGAUCCGCGAGGGAAUCCCCAAGCAACGGCACCCGAAAUCUCCACUUCCGACUUUCGAGGACGAGAAAACCCAAACGAAACCCAUCAACGAUUCAGGAAUCUCAUUAAAUUUCGUCGCGAAUUACCGGCAGAAGAGGCCCAAUAUAUCCUGGCGCGGUAUUAG
This is a messenger RNA of Coprinopsis cinerea okayama7#130, 1386 nucleotides long. Its product is annotated as other/FunK1 protein kinase. The transcript has 2 exons. The record is from RefSeq and is a predicted model, not a curated record. Bases 1 to 1386 code for a protein of 461 amino acids. NCBI's taxonomy places the organism in Eukaryota, Fungi, Basidiomycota, Agaricomycetes, Agaricales, Psathyrellaceae.